ACUUCUGAGUUUCUGUUACCAAGGAUUAUUUAAAGAACAGAGGUACACUGAAACAUAAGAACAAACAAACAGAUUCAUCAUGUGUCGCUGACGUUGUGGCCGAACAAAAUUUUGUAGUGCUUUGAGAAUCGUAAAUAUGUUGAGGCGCUUCACAUGGGUUCCAUUCCAAUAUUAUUCACACAGCGGCAUGGGCCCCAUAACUUUCUUUGGUGUGUAAGAUCAAAAAAUACUAGUAGUUUGGUCGUUGGAAGGAAUUUAAUUAUCAACCAGAUCUUCACCGAUUUGGUUUUUCUCUAUUUGCGUGCGUGCUAGUAUAGUCGUUGCUGCUCAGUAUGGCGGGAAUCUUUUCGUUGGUUACUGGGAGGCCGGGACUAAGUGGAUUCGGAUCUUCCUCAACUGCUGAACAAGUUACUGAAGGAAUUGAUGCCAGCAAUCUCACUGCAAUCAUCACAGGAGGAGCGAGUGGCAUAGGGUUGGAGACAGCACGUGUUCUGGCAAUUCGAAAGGUCCAUGUAAUAAUUGCUGCCAGGAACAUGGAGUCUGCAAAGGAAGCUAAACAACUCAUACUUCAGGAAGACGAGUCAGCAUGUGUGGACAUAAUGAAGCUCGACCUAUGCUCAUUGAAGUCUGUCAGAACCUUUGUGGACAACUUCAUUGCUCUUGGUCUUCCUCUCAACAUCUUAAUAAACAAUGCUGGAGUCAUGUUCUGCCCUUAUCAGCAAACAGAAGAUGGGAUUGAGAUGCAGUUUGCAACAAAUUAUCUUGGUCAUUUCCUCUUGACGAACCUUCUUCUUGACAAGAUGAAACAAACCGCAAAAGACACUGGAAUUGAGGGCAGGAUCGUAAAUCUGUCAUCAAUUGCUCAUCUCUACACUUACGAAGAAGGAAUUCGAUUUGAUACCAUCAAUGAUGAAGAUGGAUACCAUGAGAAGAAGGCCUAUGGACAGUCCAAGUUAGCCAACAUAUUACACACAAACGAGCUUUCUCGUCGCUUACAGGCAGAAGGUGUUAACAUCACGGCCAACUCAGUCCACCCAGGGGUGAUAAUGACUCCUCUCAUGAGACACUCUUCUUUACUAAUGAAUUUUCUGAAGAUGUUCUCCUUCAUGAUAUGGAAGAACGUCCCUCAGGGAGCAGCCACAACGUGCUAUGUCGCUCUACACCCAAGCUUGAAAGGGGUAACGGGGAAGUACCUUCAGGAUUGUAAUGAGUCCCCACCAAGUGCACAUGCGUCAAACGAACUCUUAGGAAGGAAACUGUGGGAUUUUAGCAACAAGAUGAUUAAUUCACUUUCAAAAGCUUGAUUGAUUGCACUAUAGUAUUUGUGCCAAACCCUCGUCUUCCUCAUAUCAGUGUAUCAAAACUCGUUAAUUAUGCUUAAUAUACCCAUCCACCCUACAGUUAUAAUCAUAAGUUCUAUAUAUAUAUGGGGGAGGCUAUUUCCUAAACAUAUGAUUCGUGGUCAUUGGUCCUUGACUCCAUUUGUAUUUUGUACGCGUAAUAUAGAGGUCUUAUAUACUCUUAUUUAUGUAUCAAACGUAUCCUUUAAAUUAAAAUUAAGGUAAAAGAAGUAUGUUAAUGAUGAUUUAGGCGAA
This is a messenger RNA of Glycine soja, 1595 nucleotides long. Its product is annotated as short-chain dehydrogenase TIC 32, chloroplastic-like. The transcript is spliced from 9 exons. The record is from RefSeq and is a predicted model, not a curated record. NCBI's taxonomy places the organism in Eukaryota, Viridiplantae, Streptophyta, Magnoliopsida, Fabales, Fabaceae. The coding region runs from base 333 to 1304 and encodes 323 amino acids.